Messenger RNA from Schistocerca americana (American grasshopper), 6794 nucleotides. RefSeq lists its product as uncharacterized. The coding region runs from base 340 to 1446 and encodes 368 amino acids. The transcript has 6 exons. The record is from RefSeq and is a predicted model, not a curated record. Lineage: Eukaryota; Metazoa; Arthropoda; Insecta; Orthoptera; Acrididae.
GACUGCAAGUAUGGCUGCUGUUAAUUUGAGGGGCGUGAAAUGGAAAAACUAAUAGAGAGAACGUUACCGCGAAAUGAAACGUCUUAUUUCGCCAGUGCACUAUGAAUCACAAUUUGGCCGUGCCUUGCUUUUAUAAGGAAAUCAAACUAUCCGUGACAUUCCUAUUAUGAAAUGCUGUUUCCCUAAAUGUUUUGGUUUCUUUGUGUAAUACUGUCGCGUAAAAAAAUGGUUUGAAACAUCUAGAUUUUAUAAAUGCAGCUUUUUAGAAAUAGUUUCAUAGUUAGAGUUUGGCGAGAGUGAUAGUCCCCGAAUUCUGCGAUAAAGGGGCGCGUUAAAACAAUGUUUUCGAGGGGACGAAAGCAGGGAAACGAUACGAUUGACGUUGCAAAUAAGAGCUGUUUUAUAUACUUCGACACGUUAGCAUGCGUUCGUACAUGCCUUUUAGUGAUAUUUGCCAUACUUACUUUGCUGUUGAUACUCCUGAAACUUAUAAAGUACCAUGUACUCAGACAUCCUCAAAUUCACCACUUUGCAAUAUUCUAUAUAUCAGCAGGAGAAAUCGUAUUAUGUGCUGCUGCAGCUGCUGCCAACCUUCUUGUCCCACAACUGGAAUUUGCCGCCUACUUUUUACGGUUGCUGCAGCUAGCUGCAGUCUGUCAUCUCCACUGGUCACUGUAUGCAAGGACUCCUGUGCUUGUGCAGAAUGUUGUCAAUCCAGUCCUUUGCCUAUAUAUUCUUUACUGCACUACAGUUGCACUCAUGGGUAUGGUUGACAUAUCUGACACAUGGACACAAUGCAUGCGACCUUACUAUGUAAUGUUGUCAUCUGCGGACUUACUAAUGGUGCAACUAUUUGUUGGUGUAGCACUGUAUGUUACCAGACGUGCUGAUGGAAUAUCUUCUCUUGCCUCAUUCAAGGGCACACAAAAGCGAGAUUUAUGGAGUAUAAUUGUUGUGUAUGAAUUUUCUGCUCUGCUUACUGUUACCCAUGAUGCUGUUAUGCGAUUUGUUGGUACCGAAGCUGAAGGCUGCAGUGCAUUGUUUGCUCACAGACAGAUAUUCUAUUCAAUGGUUGCAUCACUUUUAAUGCUUGUAAAGUUCCUGGUUCCUACAUGGACUUUAUUGUGUGUGUUUCAACCUGUGGAAGGAGAUACUCAUAACUCAGAGGUUGCCCUUGCAAGCCGUUAUAACACAGCGGACGGUACAUCAGAGCCUGGAUUUCAUCAGUAUCAGAGAAUGACAUCGCCUCUGAGCCCACAUCUGCUACCAUUUGUAUCAGACUUUACAUCAUUAGGGAAUGGUGAACAACCACACACGGUAGUGGCUUCCCUUGGUCACAAGAAACUACCUCCAAAGGAUCGCAAGGCAUUGUCUACCAUAAGUGAGGAGUCGUAUCCUGCAUCUGCCCUUGAUAGCCCAUGUAGUCAGCGUGAUACUCUCAGCUGAAUUUGAGUAUAGCCAUUGUUGCAAAAGCUGAGAUGAUCUGAAAACCAAUUGUUCAGCUCUUCCUUGAGGAGACAUCUGGUCAAGUUUAAUUAUUUUUGGAAUAAGAGGAGCAGCAGCUGUAAGGAAAAACCCAAGCAUCAGCUGCAUUGCUGGGAGGCAUGGAAGUAAUGUGUGUUAUCACCAAAACAAACAGAAUUCUUCAUUUACAUACACAUGACGUUGUGUUAGUGCUUUAUGCUGACAGCAACAAUAGACCAGCAGUCUACCAACAAUCAGAGAAAGGAAUUGUACAAAUCUUUCCUUGUGCAUUGAGAUAAAUUUGGUGUGAUCACAACCUGGUUCACUGAAUUAUUGUGAAGGAGCAAUGACAUGACUUAUGCAGAGAACUUAUUUUGAUACACUAUACUGUAAUAAUAUGCUGUUUGUUAUUAUCAUGCUGUGAUUUAUCAUAUGCAAAAAUUGUGAUAGUCAUUCUCAUAUAUUCAGGAUUUAAGUAAAUGCAAACAGUGAGGAGGUUGCCUGUAUGGAUUGAAACUGUAGUUCAUUUGCCUUUAAUCUUUCUGCAUAUUUUCUUUAACCAUUUAUUUUGAUACUUUUUGUAGGUUUGUGUGUCUUCCCUGUGUUCACCAGUGUACUCAAAACUUUAUUUUUGCAUUUCAUUCUUUUUUAUUAAAUUCUGUUUUUUAUUAGUGGGACCACAGUCGUGAAUUUAUUGAAUUACUUCAACAUUUUUCCUCUUAUGCUGCAUAUUUAGUAAGAUCUCUUCUUAGUUACACAACUAGUUUGGGUUUAAAGAGUCAUUUUAGAGUAAGCUGACAUACUCACGAAAAUAGCAAACUCAUUGUGUGUUAAACUAUAAAAAACAGUGUAAUUUGUAAAACAUUACAAAUGAUAACACAUUAUAUGAGUUCACUGCUUUGGGUAAGCCUAAAAAAUAACAUUUUAAUUAGAAACAACUUCUGUAACUAAGAAUAGGUCUUAAUAAAUGUGUAUCCAAUGUGCAGAAACAACAUCUUCAUUGUAUAACUCUAAAUACAUAUGAAUGUUUUGUACUGACAAUUCCCAGCAUAAAUCACAUUGAUGUCUGUUUUCGUUGAAAUUCAACUAUCCAGCCAUAUUAAUUGCUACUAACAUGAAAAUUGCUGCCAUUAAUCCUUGUUCAGUUAAUAUAUUACUUCUUUGUGCAAGUUGUCCCCCUCUGUGGAUUCAUUGGUCCUUUUCAUAAUGUGUUUUCCCUCCUCAAUGUUUAAACAUCAUUUUAGAUGUAUAUCUCCACGAGAGGUCUAAUGGAUGUCUCAGCAUUAUUUACCUUUCUUUUUCAUCCCAACUUCAUUUUUUGUAAUGCUUCACAUUUCUUUGAUGUUUCUCAGUUCUGUUUCAUCAACUUCCCUUUGCCUUUUUCUUAGUGGUACAAUAAGUGUUCACAUUGUAACCUUUAUUGCUGCCACCUGUAUGAAUUUAACAUUGGGAAGCAUCUUAUGUCCAAUCCAGCUUCUGCUUGUAGCUUGUUUUUACAUGAUGCACAGGUCUUGGUGUACAACUCAAAGCUUGAACCACUAUCAUAAAUUUGACUGCUUUGGUUCUUUUGCUAGUUCUUCUUGCUGUGUUCACGUUUAUCCUGCAAAAAGAAAUUUUAAUUAUUUAACUCUGUUAACUUGCCCUCCUCAUAAUUUUCCAUCAUGCAGUGUUUAAGCAGUUAAACUGUGAAAUUUCCAUUUAAUGAGGUGCUGUUUUGUAGCAGCAGAUUGCCAACAAAACACUGUUGAUACAAUAGCUUACAAGUUACACAGGAGACAUAUUUUUGGUGCAUUUGAGCAGUGCUGGUUAGUGUUGCUCCCAGUAGCCCAGCCUUCCUAUUCUUCUUCUCCCUCAUUAUUUUCUCAUUGCUGUUGCUCUUUGUGUUGCUUGGCCUAUACAUUCCACCUGUAUUUUCUACAUUUAAAGGAUAAUCAUAGUUUUUUUUCAUUGCUUGCUGUUUCUGUUCUACUAUUUUGUCUCGUGAGGCUAAAAUUUCUUGUCCGUAAGCUCUUGUUAAGUGUGUUUAUAUAUGUCUAUGACUCUCCUGAUAACUGAUCUAUCAAAUAUAAACUUUUGAUUUGUGAUUUACAUAUUAGUUAGAUAUGUAUCAGGUCUUCUUCAUAUUUCAACUUAAGGCUGUCUUGCUCUUUUAUCACUGGUACCCCCAUUUGACUAUUACUUCACUUCCUCCUCGUUUUCCUCCAUAUCCAUAUUUACAUCACUUAUUUUUGAAAACAUUUUUGCACUGUUUCGGAUAUUGACAUUUGUGUGGACAGAAAUCAAUCUCUCUCUUCUGUUGAGGAUUGCAUGGGAAAUACCAGAUCUCCUAGACCAGUGUUAAAGUUUUCACAGUGUUCAGUUUGCUGACUCGAAGUUUUCAGGCAGACAUAUCACAUGAAUACUUCAGACUAAAAAGCACAUUUUUACUCCUUUGAGACACAUUUUGUUAGAGUUGACAGUCAGCGUUGGGUUAACACAUUAAACAGGGAAGUUUGAGAUAUGUAGACAGAUUUUACAUCUUUACUAUUUCAGUAGAUUUUUGGUGUCAAGCAAUAGUACUGACAUUAUUAGUAAGUAUCUUCGCAAUUUUUAGUUCAUAAGUUUCAUCAGUUUUUACCUUUCGAUACUGAAAAGUUUAUUGACGCUUUCAUGUAGAAGAGCCCAGUUUUGUGAAUUCUUGCAUUUAAUACACACAUUUUUGAUGAAAGUGUUCAAAUAUUUAGAAUUAUUUGCAGUUUUUUACUCAUUGAUAACUUUUUCACAAAAGUUUACAACACAGUGUAUGCAAUCUCUUUCGUAAAAUACACAAAAUAUCUUUAUAUUACUCUUAACUCUCAUCACUAAGAUAGGUAACUACCAAGUUACCCUAAAAUGACUAGUAUUUUUGCAAAUUCUUUAUGGCUAUUUAUCUGUUUAUUUGUCUUUCAUAAAUGAAAUGUGACAGAUAUAUUCCCAUUUCGAGGUUAUAUGUUGACAUAAGUUUUUCCUGUGAUGUCCUUUAUUUCAUAAUUAUUGUAGGAUCCUUGUCUCUAAUCCACAUGUCUUAUUUUCUAAUAAUAAUAUUCUCAUUUCUUUAGUGGUGUGUGCAUUUAUGCACAUUCCAUGGGCAACUACUUAUAUUAAAACAUCUGAAAAAGAAUUCUAAAGUCUAAUGCCAGGUGCCAGAAAUUACAUAUACAUACCAGUUCCUAGUAGUUUCUCUUUGCUACAUUUUAGCUUUCAGGACAUAUGGUUGAUUUUUCUUUUGGUGCCUGUAAAAAUACUUUUGUUCAUGAAUUUGAGUGCUCUGCUACUGCAGUGUAAAUUGUCUUUCCUUUUUAGUAGUGUAACGUGGGACUUUAUGUUUCCAUAUAAUAUAUUUUGUCAUUUCUUUUUGUCAUUCUUAUGCAGAAGAUUUGACAUGUUAGGUAUGCAUCUAUAUAUUUCCAUUGCAGGCAGCUCUUUCCUGUUAUGUUUGAAUUUUUUAAAUAUUCAAAGCAUUGUGUUUAAUUUAUUCUCCCUUCUUAAAUCACAAUCAUGUGAUUGUGUUACACUUAGGUGUGUGUAUGUUAUAUACACUGAAAUAUCCACUACUGUGUGGUGAAAUUUGUGCAAUCACUUCAUGAAAUGAGAUCUGUUUUUAGUGCCAAAACAGAUUUUUCAAAUACGGUGGUUAAUGGAAGUUUAGGAAAAUGGACAAGUUUCACUAACCUUAUAGCAUCUGCCUGUGAAGUCACUUCUCUUCCCCACAACACAGCCAGGUUUUUGAGAACUUACAGUUUUGCAAGCAUACAGUCAAAUGGCAGGUGUGUUAAUCUCGACACAAAUUUAUUAAAAGAUCUUCAGAUAUAGCCUACAAUUUGUUUGUGGUCCAUAUAAAUUAUGAUAAAUUGUGAAACUGACUGCCAAUCUGUUACAACAGUCAUCAGUUAUCUACACCUGUUACACUUAAAAAGGAAAAUAUAAACUAAAUAAAAACAAAACUGAGAUUCAGUAGUCAAUGGGACACCAUUUUGAGACACCAAAGAUAUGGUAAAUUUUUAAAUAUUUAUAUAUUUGUGGAGUAAUUGUGUUGCGAAAUUUAAAAGUGAAUGUUAAACAAAUAAUGUAACAGACAGACAAAGUUUGGCUGUCUUGUUAUUGCGAUCAUGAAUUUGAAUAACUUCUUCACGAUGCUGUGUUUCAAUCAUUUUAAUCAGUGUGUUGUCCACAGUAGAAAAAAAGAAAGGGAAAAAUAUCACAUGCAUAUUUCUAGUCCAUUAGAAAAACUACUAUGCCCUGCUCCUUCCUGCCUUGAAGCUGCUUUUUUUCUCUCAAAACACACUGCGGGUAGUCUCAGUUGUCUAGUUUUUCUAAAUAUGAAGAUUUUAAAUACCAUUAGCAGUAGCAGGAAAUGAGGAGAGUGAGUUUUUAUGUCCGAAAUGUGGUAGAACUCUUCUUGAGCCUUUUAAUAUAUGCAUCUGAUAUUCUACAAAGUUUCAGUAGAUGUUCUAAAAUGUGAUAUUGUCUUUGACUUUAUUCCGAUGUAUGUCCAAGUAUAAUAUUGUAGAUCUUCUUUUGAUGUGUACAUAUUUGAAUUUUUAUACAAUAGAUCUUAGAGACUGAUAGUCUGCAAUUUAUUUAAUGCAGCAUCGGUUGUGUAAUCAGCUCAGUUGUUUAAAUAUUUUGUCUUCCAUGUUUUCUAUAGAAAUUUUGAAAGUACAUUGUCUUAAUUUUGAUUUUGUGUGUCGUAGGUAAGUAAUCAUCUGAAUUAUAUAUUACCAUCUCAGUCUUCCUUGGAAAUGAAUUGCAAAACCUUGUGAUUUUGAUAUCCAAUGUUCACAUGAUUCAAAAUAUGUAGGUGACUUAUUUUAAUCACAUAAUUAUUUUAAUCACAUAAUUAUUUUUGUUAUGAAUUUUCUUGAAGGUCUUGCUGCAGAAUUUCCAAACCCAUUUUUUUGUUAAUUACUGAUGAUUAAAUUUAUUUGUAGAAUUUCAGAAAUAAAUGUAUCGGAUGCUUCACUAAAUACCUUGGGAUUUAACUUUGAAGAUGAUAUUGUGAGAGUCAUGUGUUAAAAAAAAGACAGGUUUUAAAAAAUAGUGGUCACAGAUAUAUAAUUUACAUUGUAUACCUGAUGUGCAUUUUGUGUAGAAUACUUACUGGUGUAUUUGAUGUGUCUAUAGUACAAAUACUAUAUAUUAGGUUGUGACAGAUCUUAACGUGUAAAUGAGCUUGAUUUAUUGUAUUUUGAAACUAUAAUCAAUGCAUGUGAUAUAAAGCAAUAUGUUUCUUCUUUUUUUAAGAUUACAUGAAAUGCUCAUUCUCUGUUUUAAAAUGUGAUAAAGAAGACUAAUUUUUUGUAUCAAUGAUU